Rhodamnia argentea is the source of this 422-nucleotide messenger RNA. Its product is annotated as major pollen allergen Ole e 6-like. The transcript has 2 exons. Bases 57 to 284 code for a protein of 75 amino acids. NCBI's taxonomy places the organism in Eukaryota, Viridiplantae, Streptophyta, Magnoliopsida, Myrtales, Myrtaceae. The record is from RefSeq and is a predicted model, not a curated record.
AACAGACAAACCGGUGCACCAUUCUUUUUGCAACGCCAAGUAAAUAAACAAGCAAGAUGGCCAACAAGCUCGUCGCAGCCUUCCUCGUGUGCAUCGUCGUCGCCGCGGCGUUGAACAUCCGCACCGCGGAAGCCGCCACCGACGAGAAGUUCAAGUCCUGCUUCAACACCUGCGAGAGUGAGUGCAAAGCCGAGGGCAACGGCUCAACCGUCUGCGAGAUGAGGUGCGACGCUGAUUGCUCGGCCAAGGAACUCGCCGAUAAGCUCAACAUCAAGCUACCUUGAUCGAAGCAGCGAGGAACUUUGCCUGACAUAUUUUGUUUCCCCAAAAGAGAGCAAAUGAUGUAAUGAAAUCCUUUGCACUCGAUACAAGGAAUUGAUCAAUCAUAAUAAAACGAUUUUAUCGAUCAGAUUUGCGUCAUA